ACUUCCUUGCGGAGACUCUCCUGUUGUCAAUGGCGAAUUACGACCUAACCCCUCGGAUCUCGCCGCACUUGGAUAGGCAUCUCGUUUUCCCUCUUCUCGAGUUCCUUCAGGAGCGGCAGCUAUACGAGAAUGACCAGAUUCUCAAGGCCAAGAUCGAGCUCCUUAACAAGACCAACAUGGUCGACUAUGCUAUGGACAUCCACAAGAGCCUCUACCAUACCGAGGAUGUACCCCAAGAGAUGGUGGAUAUGAGGGCCGAGGUGGUGGCCAGGCUCAAGGCACAGGAGGAGGCUGCCGCACCGCUUGUUGCCUUUCUGCAGAACGCCAGUGCCGUUCAGGAUUUGAAGGCCGACAAGCAGUAUAAUCUUCAGAUGCUCAACGACAGAUACCAGAUUGGUCCUGAGCAAAUAGAAGCAUUGUAUCAAUAUGCUAAAUUUCAGUUUGAGUGUGGAAACUACUCUGGUGCUGCUGACUAUCUCUAUCAGUACAGGGCUUUAUGCACAAAUAGUGAACGGAGUCUGAGUGCUUUAUGGGGGAAGCUUGCAGCUGAGAUAUUGAUGCAAAACUGGGACAUUGCUCUUGAAGAGCUGAACCGUUUGAAGGAAAUAAUUGAUUCAAAGAGCUUUGCAUCACCCGCAAAUCAGGUGCAAAACAGAAUAUGGUUGAUGCAUUGGAGUCUCUUCAUCUUUUUCAACCAUGAUAAUGGAAGAACGCAGAUUAUUGAUCUUUUUAAUCAGGACAAGUAUUUGAAUGCUAUUCAAACUAGUGCUCCACAUCUUUUACGAUACUUGGCGACAGCAUUCAUUGUCAACAAGCGCAGGAGGCCUCAAUUCAAAGAUUUCAUUAAAGUUAUUCAGCAAGAGCAGCAUUCAUAUAAAGAUCCCAUCACCGAAUUUUUGGCUUGUGUUUAUGUCAACUAUGACUUUGAUGAGGCACAAAAGAAGAUGAGGGAGUGUGAAGAAGUAAUACUCAAUGAUCCCUUCCUUGGUAAACAAGUUGAAGAUGGCAGCUUUUCUACCGUACCAUUGAGGGAUGAGUUCCUUGAAAAUGCCAGGCUGUUUAUCUUUGAGACAUACUGCAGAAUACACCAACGGAUUGACAUGGGAGUUCUUGCUGAGAAGUUAAAUUUGAACUAUGAGGAGGCUGAGAGAUGGAUUGUGAAUCUCAUUCGUAGCUCAAAGCUUGAUGCCAAAAUUGACUCUGAAACUGGAAGUGUUAUCAUGGAACCCAAUCAUCCUAAUGUAUAUGAGCAACUUAUUGACCAUACCAAGGCAGUGUCAGGGCGGACUUACAAGUUGGUCAGCCAACUUCUGGAGCAUGCACAAGCACAGGCAGCUCGAUGAAUAUGGUUCAUGAGCUGUGUGGAGGUUAUACGCUCAUGUUUUUAUUGGAUACCUCGAUUUUGUUUUUUUUUUUUUACUUUUUUUAAAUUUACAACUGCAUUCAAUUGGGGGGCCACAGUACUUGGAGCAUAUGGCUUCCUAUCUUCCUUUGUCAAGAGCAGGAGUAAAAACUAUGUUAGAUAAUUCACCUUUGUUUUGGCCUUUUCGUCCGCCUCUGUGCCAAGGAACUAAGCUCUUGUAGUAUUAGUAAGUUAUUUUUA
Neltuma alba is the source of this 1603-nucleotide messenger RNA. Its product is annotated as eukaryotic translation initiation factor 3 subunit E. The record is from RefSeq and is a predicted model, not a curated record. The transcript is spliced from 8 exons. NCBI's taxonomy places the organism in Eukaryota, Viridiplantae, Streptophyta, Magnoliopsida, Fabales, Fabaceae. Gene Ontology annotation, cellular component: cytoplasm; eukaryotic translation initiation factor 3 complex. Gene Ontology annotation, molecular function: translation initiation factor activity. The coding region runs from base 30 to 1343 and encodes 437 amino acids.